AUGGGAUACCAUAGGGUGCAUUCUAGAGGAUCUUACAAUUUGCUUUACAAACUUCGCUACAAAGCUCGCCAUGAAGGAGUACUUUACGAUAGACUUUACGAAAACAAUGGUAUAUGGUGUCAUGUAUGGCAAGGACAUGGUUUCAUGCAUCACCAAGUGUUUGAUGUUUGCGAUGGCGAGCAAUGGGAAGCUAGAGAAGAUGGAAUCUAUCGUCAGUCUGCGUUGAUGUACGCUUGGGAUACUACUAUAUCAAAAGCUUAUUCGUUGGGAUCGACGGGACAAACCCGCGAGUAA
Molecule: messenger RNA, 294 nt
Organism: Eruca vesicaria subsp. sativa (arugula)
Lineage: Eukaryota; Viridiplantae; Streptophyta; Magnoliopsida; Brassicales; Brassicaceae
Source: the annotation of a GenBank genome assembly